CACGUGCACGACAACCAGCACUUCUGUUAAAUUUAGAGCAGAUAUCAAACGCCGCUCUUCCUCCUGAACACAGUCUUCUCCACGGCAGCAGCAGGAAAAGAGGUUGAAGCGAGCUGUGGUGCCACCAUGAGCCCACCCAGGACCUCACCGUGGUUCUUCAUCCAGGAGCUGCUGCUCGUCUUCGCCUUCAUCUCAGUGGAAUUUCCUGGUUCUUCUGCAGGAGGAUCCAGUCUGAGCGCUCAGUCCAACGAUACGGCGGGCAACAAAACCAAAUGCGGGGGCAGUACAGAGUGCAUGCAGGGUGUGAUCCUGUCGGUGUGGAAGCCCGACAACCCAACCUUCAGUGAGCGCCUGGCCAGAGCAACCAUCUACUUUUUGGGCCUGAUCUACAUGUUCCUGGGGGUCUCCAUCAUUGCCGAUCGCUUCAUGGCAUCCAUUGAAGUCAUCACCUCUCAAGAAAGAAAGAUCACCAUCAAGAAACCAAAUGGUGAGAAGAUCACCACGACGGUCCGCAUCUGGAACGAAACCGUCUCCAACCUCACCUUGAUGGCGCUGGGCUCAUCAGCACCGGAAAUCCUGCUGUCGGUCGUUGAGGUUUGUGGUCACGGCUUCCAGGCCGGAGAGCUUGGUCCAAACACCAUCGUGGGAAGUGCCGCCUUCAACAUGUUUGUGAUCAUUGGCCUCUGUGUGUCUGUCAUCCCUGAUGGAGAGACCCGGAAGGUCAAGCACCUGCGAGUCUUCUUCGUCACCGCCUUCUGGAGCGUCUUUGCAUACACGUGGCUUUACCUGAUCUUGGCUGUCUUCUCUCCAGGUGUUGUUGAGAUAUGGGAGGGGCUUCUGACGCUCUUCUUCUUCCCGUUCUGCGUCGGGUUUGCAUAUGUCGCUGACCGCAGGCUUCUCUUCUACAAAUAUGUGUACAAACGAUACCGAGCAGGGAAGAGGAAAGGAGUCAUCAUUGAAACCGAGGGACAACUGGAGCUACCCCUGAAGGUCGAAGUGGAGACGGACAACAAAAUGCUCAACUCUCAAGUCGACAAAUUUAUGGAUGGAGAGUCCAAGGUGGAGGUGAAGGAAGUUGAUGAAGAUGAGGCCCGCAGAGAGGUCGCCAGGAUUCUGAAGGAGCUGAAACAAAAACAUCCAGAGAAAGAGAUGGAGCAGCUGAUGGAACUCGCCAACUACCAAGUUUUAACUCAACAGCAAAAGAGUCGAGCUUUCUAUCGGUGUCAGGCGACCAGGAUUAUGACCGGAGCAGGAAAUGUCCUGAAGAAACAUGCUACUGACCAGGCCAAGAGGGCCCAGCUCAACAUCUGCUCUGAGGUUCCCACCAACAGCUUCUCCUCAAAGGUUUUCUUUGAUCCCGGGACUUAUCAGUGUCUGGAGAACUGCGGCAGUGUGGCGCUCAACGUGGUUCGCAAAGGAGGAGACUUCACCACCGCCAUCGCCGUGGACUACUGGACUGAAGAUGGCACUGCCAAUGCUGGAUCAGACUACAAGUUCACCGAAGGAACCCUGGUGUUCAAACCAGGAGAGACAGAAAAGGAAAUCCACGUCGACAUCAUCGAUGACGACAUCUUUGAGGAAGACGAGCAUUUUCUGGUUCACCUAAGCAACGUGAGGGUCAUAUCAGGGGGUCCACACUGCCAGGAGACCAACCAUGUGGACGCUCUUGCAGGGUUGGGGCUUCCUUGCUCAGCGUCCGUCACCAUCUUUGAUGACGACCAUGCAGGGGUCUUCACUUUUAAGGAGCCGGUGAUCACCGUCAGUGAGAGCAUCGGUGUGUUGGAGGUGAAGGUGAUGCGGACAGCUGGAGCUCGUGGAGCGGUGGUGGUGCCAUACAAAACCAUCGAGGGGACAGCGAAGGGAGGUGGCGAGGACUUUGAAGACACUCAUGGAGCCCUGGAGUUUGAGAACGAUGAAGUCCUCAAAACAAUUCGAAUCAAUAUAAUCGAUGACGAAGAGUACGAGAAAAACAAGAACUUCUUCUUAGAGAUGGGAGAGCCUCUGCUGCUGGAGAUGAGUGAGCGGAAAGCUGUGUUGCUUCAGGAAGUCGGUGAAUUUGUGAAGACCGGUAAGAAAACUCGGACCCUUCUUGAGCGGCUGGACGGUAAAGACAUCUACAGGAAGGUCCAGAGACGAGACCGCCCCGCCCCCUCCAGCAUCAUCACCAUCACAGAGGGGCCGCGUCAAGAGGUUUUAACAAAGAAGGAGGAGGAGGAGAGGCGAGUUGCAGAGAUGGGCAGACCGGUGCUGGGUGAACACGUCAGGCUGGAGGUCAUCAUUGAGGAGUCCUACGAAUUUAAGAGUGUUGUGGACAAACUCAUCAAGAAGACCAACCUGGCUCUGGUGAUUGGUACAAAUAGCUGGAGGGAGCAGUUUGUGGAAGCAAUAACCGUCAGCACUGGUGAUGAAGACGAUGAAUGCAGUGAGCAGAAGCUUCCCUCCGGUUUUGAUUACGUCAUGCACUUCCUCACUGUCUUUUGGAAGCUUCUGUUUGCCUUCGUUCCUCCCACGGACUACUGCAACGGUUGGGCCUGCUUCGUCAUCUCCAUCGUGGUCAUUGGUCUGCUGACGGCGUGGAUCGGGGACCUGGCCUCGCAUUUUGGCUGCACAAUAGGUCUCAAAGACUCUGUGACUGCUGUGGUUUUUGUGGCUCUAGGAACCUCUGUACCAGACACCUUUGCCAGUAAGGUGGCAGCCAUCCAGGACCAAUACGCAGACGCCUCGAUUGGUAACGUGACAGGAAGCAAUGCCGUUAAUGUUUUUCUUGGAAUUGGCGUGGCGUGGUCCAUCGCGGCUAUCUACCACUACAGCCAGGGAGAAGAGUUUAAAGUGGACCCGGGCACGCUGGCAUUCUCUGUCACACUCUUCACCAUCUUUGCCUUUAUUUGCAUCUCUGUCCUCAUCUAUCGCCGCCGACCUUCAAUAGGUGGGGAGCUUGGAGGCCCCCGGGUUCCCAAGAUCCUCACCACCUGCCUGUUUUUCAGCCUUUGGCUCCUAUACAUCAUCUUCUCCUCCCUGGAGGCCUACUGCCAUGUCAAAGGCUUUUAGGUCUUCUGUCUAUCUUGGUCUCAUCAGGUCUUGGUUGGAUCUACUUAUGUUUCUUGAGGUUCUUGAUGUUCUUCCAGUGCUAGCUUAGCAUCCAGUUUGAGGGGAUGCUUUUCAGAGGUUCUGGUCUUUGUUUUGAGGACCGAUGCUUUUGGAGACUGAUUCUUCCAAGCAGGGUUGGUGUCAGAUGACGAUUGUGUUUGGUGGAUUUUAGCUUGGUUCUUUAAAUGUAUUUACCAGUGUGAUCACCUACAGUCACCAGUUUUACUCUGUGAAGCAGUUCAAGACCCAGUCUGGACCAGUCUCAGUAUCUGAGUCCUGUUGUCUUUGUGACAGAAAAACCCGUCAGAGGUUCUAGCUGUAAAGACUUUUCAGGCUUUCUUUGGCGUCUUGACGGUGAGUCAUGGCAACUGCACUUUGCUGCCAUGACUCACCUUCAAGACAACAUCACCUGAAGGAGAACCUUCACCGACACCACUUCUUUAGAUUUAAAUCCAAGACAGGGACUUUCAUCAGAUGAGGAGACCCAUGUAAACCCAAAUACCCCAAGCCAGGAUGAAGGGGGGGGGCAUCACCCAAUGGAUGGUCUUCUUGGAGGACAACACCUGGACAUGGGGGGCGUGGUCAGUCAAGGGAAGAGCUGACAGCGGUGUGUUGUGGUGAAGCUUUUUUAUAACAUCACAGUAAGAAAAUGUGUAACUUAGAUUUAUCUUUUCAAAAUAAAACGGAUCUGGAAGAAAGUAGGCGACUUUACUCUGACUCUGCUUUGAAACGUUGUUGUUCUUCCAGAUUAAACCAUCUUUGGGUUUUGAUCUGUUUAUCUCCACGAAUGACAGCUGGUUUGAAAUGGCUGAAGAGGUUCUACUUCUUCAUCAAAAGUGUUCCUUGGGUUUGGAUCCAAACUCAGGAACCCGUCUGAGUGAGGCGGGUCAGUGCUGAGGAGUUCUCUGGUCUACUCUCCCCACAGAUCCGGUCCUACGUGACCUUUGACAGGAACCGCCCACAGCAGCAGCCCCGGAGCCCUGAGAGGGGGUGGGGGGUGGGGGUUCAUGGUCAGGUUUCUCAAAAAUAUCCAGAUCUCCUGAGACUGAGUCCUUGCAGGUAAAGGUGCAGGAGGGGCGCUCAGGUGAGACUGUAUUGUCAUUGGUUGUUUGGAUAAAGUUAUUAUGGGCUGUUGUUUGACUGAAGCUGUUAUUUCAAAAUAAAAGCAUGCAGAGUGAUGAGCCUCGGCUCUUUUCACCUGGUGUUCACUGAUUGGUCGACAGCCCUCUUUGCCGUGAAAACGUUCUAGUUUGUGCCGGUCCUCCUUGACCAUCUAAGGAACCUGGUCUGGACUAAGGACCAUGAAGAAAAGAUAAACCCCCAAGUUCCUCAGUGGUGUAUUUAUUAUCCAUGCCUUCCUUUUAUUAAUAGAUGUGAUCUUGAAGUUGAUUUUAAUUUGGUUCACUUCUGUUGUUUGCUUUUCAGUCCAUAUUUGGAUGUCGUGUCUGCAGAUCUAUGAACCAACAGACAAACCCUGUUGGAGGCUCUUGGACUCCUUUGGUUGUUUUUCUUGUCAUUAAAUAUAUUCUUCAUCACU
Oryzias latipes (Japanese medaka) is the source of this 4624-nucleotide messenger RNA. Its product is annotated as sodium/calcium exchanger 1. The record is from RefSeq and is a predicted model, not a curated record. Lineage: Eukaryota; Metazoa; Chordata; Actinopteri; Beloniformes; Adrianichthyidae. Gene Ontology annotation, biological process: cell communication; sodium ion transmembrane transport; calcium ion import across plasma membrane. Gene Ontology annotation, cellular component: axon; sarcolemma; postsynapse. Gene Ontology annotation, molecular function: calcium:sodium antiporter activity.